CGCGGGAAGGGGCGGGACCGAGAGGCGCGCGGCGCGCUCCUCGCUGUACCUGCGGCGGUCGCUGUCGCCAUGGAGGAGAUUUAUGCCAAGUUUGUGUCUCAGAAAAUCAGCAAAACCCGCUGGCGGCCGGUGCCUCCGGGGAGCCUGCAGACCGCAGAGACCUUCGCUACGGGCUCUUGGGACAACGAGGAAAAUCGUGUUUCCCUGUGGUCUAUUGGCGAUUUUGGGAACUCAGACUCUGAUGGAGGGUUUGAAGGAGACCAUCAGUUACUGUGUGACAUCAAACACCAUGGUGACGUGAUGGACUUACAGUUUUUUGACCAGGAAAGGAUUGUAGCUGCUUCAUCAACAGGAUGUGUAACAGUUUUCCUUCACCAUCCAAAUAACCAGACUCUGUCAGUCAGCCAGCAGUGGACGGCCGCUCACUACCACACGAGCCCAGGCAGCCACUCCUGUUGCAGUGCACCCUGCACGGGUAUCGUGUGCAGCAACCCAGAAAUUGUCACAGUUGGAGAAGAUGGUCGGAUAAAUCUUUUCAGAGCUGAUCACAAGGAGGCUGUGAGAACUAUAGACAAUGCAGAUAGCAGUACACUCCAUGCUGUAACCUUCCUUCGAACUCCUGAGAUUCUUACAGUUAAUUCAAUUGGACAGUUAAAAAUAUGGGAUUUCAGACAACAAGGAAAUGAGCCCUCUCAGAUAUUAUCACUGACUGGUGACCGAGUGCCGCUCCACUGUGUUGACAGACAUCCCAACCAGCAGCAUGUUGUAGCUACUGGGGGCCAGGAUGGAAUGUUGAGUAUCUGGGAUGUUAGACAAGGCAUCAUGCCUGUGUCUCUGCUCAAGGCUCAUGAAGCUGAAAUGUGGGAAGUUCAUUUCCACCCAUCCAAUCCCGAUCAUCUUUUUACUUGUUCUGAAGAUGGAUCCCUCUGGCACUGGGAUGCCUCCACAGAUGUACCUGAAAAAUCAUCACUGUUUCACCAAGGAGGAAGAAGUACUUUUCUGUCUCACAGCAUCAGUAACCAGGCUAACAUUCACCAGUCUGUCAUAAGCUCCUGGCUCAGCACUGAUCCUGCAAGAGACCGUAUUGAAAUCACAAGCUUGCUUCCCAACAUGACUCUGUCUGUGAACAGUUUGGAUGUUUUAGGUCCUUGUCUUGUUUGUGGAACUGAUGCAGAAGCAAUUUAUGUUACUAGACAACUGUUUUCAUGAAAAUACUGUAAUUACAAGAUUUCAGGUAAAAACAUACAGUUAGCCUCUCAAAUUCCAACUUCUAUGCAAAUUUUUAUUAUUGGAAAAUGUGAAAUUUGCAGGGGAAACAUCAGUAAACUGUUAAUGUCAAUGCCCAGUUUCGGAUUUUGUGAGUUGGCUAUUCCCCUAAGAGUUGCAGAAUCUCACCGAUGUUUGAUGGCAGAAGGGUUGGAGCGUGUGGAAGAACGUCAGAGGGAUCCCUGUGCUGAUGAGUACACUGCCUGCAGACAGACUCUGGACAGCCCAUGGAGCCUACUCUUCAGUUUUGAUGUGAGACUUACCACUGUCAAACACCAACGGGUUCCUAUCCCUUUUAUCAACAGUAUGUGGGGGAUACCCUAUGCCUUUCCCUGGUGGCAUUAGCCAAGGUUAAUGUUUGUUCUUGUUGAAAGUAUUUUCUUCAAUCAUUCCACAUUUUAUUUCCUUAAUAAUUUUAAUAAACUUUUUCAGAAAGAA
Molecule: messenger RNA, 1704 nt
Organism: Ceratotherium simum simum (southern white rhinoceros)
Lineage: Eukaryota; Metazoa; Chordata; Mammalia; Perissodactyla; Rhinocerotidae
Gene: NUP43
Product: nucleoporin 43
Cellular component (GO): nuclear pore outer ring
Molecular function (GO): protein binding
Source: RefSeq, a predicted model, not a curated record